AUGCAGACUACCGACAGAGACAUAGCAGAGCAAGCUACAACCUCGAGCUCGUCGUUGCUGUCCAGUAGAGGUCAGAAGAACUCCAAAUUCCUUUCUGGACCCAUCAAGAAAGUUGCCGCUGUCUUCCGUGAUCAGUAUGACUCAGAACUCAACCCAAACGGCAUCGUUGUUCUCGGGGUCGCCGACAACGCUUUGAUGCGAGGCGAGCUUCUCAAGUUCUUUAACACCGACCGCUUGCAUUUGACCGGUCCUGAGUUGACGUAUGGGGAUCGCUUCUUCACAUCAACCCGCCUGAUCACUGCUCUCUGCAAAUUGUUCAAUGACACCCCUGUAGGGCUCGACAAGGAAAAGCCGAAGCUGAUCAAGAAGGUCACGGCGGAUGAUAUUGUAGUUGGCAGCGGCGCGACGGGAAUCUUGGAUGCGCUCUUCACGAUGCUCUGCAAUCCUGGAGAAGGGGUCCUACUGAGCGUGCCAUACUACAAUGGCUUCGACCAUGACCUGACAGCACGUGCGGAAGCCAAGAUCGUCGAGGUGUAUACACCUUUGCCCGAGGUAGCAGAUCCCAGUAAGCCCAAAGAACCAGCACAGCCUAGCCCUUCUUUCACCGUCGACACUGUCAAGGCCUACCAGACCUCUCUAGACAAGGCCAGAGAGGAUGGAACCACAGUCAAGGCUCUGUUGAUCUGUAACCCACAUAAUCCCACAGGACUCGUGUAUCCUCGCGAGACUAUAGUAGCUCUGGCCAAGUUUGCCGCAAAGGAGAAGCUGCACCUUGUCGUAGACGAGAUCUACGCCCGCUCUGUCUUCCACUCUGCAGACAUUUCAGAUUCCUCUGCCACCAGGUUUGAAACAAUCCUGAGCAUCGAUGUAGAGAAGGAAGCGGGACUUCCCCGUGGUCAGGUCCAUGUCGUCACCUCGGCAAGCAAGGACUUUGGCAUUAAUGGUUUCCGGCUGGGAGUCUACGUCAACCAGGGCAGCGAGGAGAUCAUCUCUGCCAUGACGAGCGUGGGCAUCUUGAGUCAGUCUUCCGCCCCUGCGGGAGCACUCUGGUACUCUUGGCUGGAAGACCAGGACUUCUUGUCCUGGUACUUCGCAGAGAAUCACCGCAGGAUGCAAGGCGCUUAUGAGUACGUGACGAAGUGGUGCAGAGCACACAAGAUUCCGUACGUGCCUAGCAACUCGGGUCAUUUCUUGUUGCUAGACUUCCAACAAUUCCUCAAGCUCAAAGAUGGUGCAAGCGAGGAGAAGAAGCGAGAGGCAGAGGGUGAGCUGCUCGGCCGACUGAUGGACAAGGGAGUAUUCAUCGCGCCUGGCGCUUCAUACCAUCAUCCCAUCCCAGGUUGGUUCCGACUGACCUUCUCCUUGAGCCCCGUCGCCGUGAAAGAGGGUCUGUCUCGAGCAGAGAAAGUCUUGGGCCUAAAGAGCUACAUCUCGACAAUCCCCAUGCCGAAUUUCGAAGAGAGCAUGAUCCAGCUGCCGGAACGACUUGCUCAGAUGCAGCUAUGA
Molecule: messenger RNA, 1506 nt
Organism: Microstroma glucosiphilum
Lineage: Eukaryota; Fungi; Basidiomycota; Exobasidiomycetes; Microstromatales; Microstromataceae
Product: PLP-dependent transferase
Exons: 3
Coding region: 1-1506 (501 amino acids)
Biological process (GO): amino acid metabolic process; biosynthetic process
Molecular function (GO): transaminase activity; pyridoxal phosphate binding
Source: RefSeq, a predicted model, not a curated record